AUUCUGUUGUCAAAUUAUUGAGAUAUUUAAAAAUUGUCUGUUCUUUUAUUUAUCAUUAUUUUUGGAAAUUGUUGAUUCUAGGGGUGACUACGAGUUUUAAAUAUUACGGGUUAUUAAUUGAAAGUCAAUCAUUAAUUAAUAUAAAAAAUGGGAGACGAAGUGAUAAAAUCAGAUUAAUUCAAAUGUCAUUAACAUUUUUUUAUAUAAAUAAUCGUCGAUUGGAAAAGUUUUCUACAAUCAAAAUUUCAAGUCAUUGGAUAAUUUUUACGAUUUUAUUGUCAUUGUUUAUUGGUAAUUACUAGUUUUUUUAUAGUGUUGAAAAAUAUAUAAAGAGCUGCACCUGACAAUUCAUAAUAUUUAGAACUCACAGUUGUUUCUCGUUGAAUUAAAAUCUUUAACGAAAGAAUGUUUGAUAAAUUUUUUAAUCUCUAGUCUCUGAGACCUUUGAGAUAUUUAAUUAAUUAUUUUCUAAACUACAAUUAAUUAAUCUCCAGUAAUAAAUGUUUCUUGCAAUGAGAGAACCCCCCAUUUCGUUUUGCAUUAAUUUACUUGAGUAUUUAUAAAUUACACUUCACUUACAAUCUAACAAUUACUCAUUAUUUCAUCUAAUUCGAAAUUUCUUUGAGACAAAAAAUUUAAAUUAAUUUCUCAUUAAAAAAUUGCACAAUUAUCAUUUAAAACGUAAUGUCUAGUGAAUUACCUGGGAAUUCCAAAUUAAUUUUGACAUUUCCAGUUUUAAUGAGAAAUUAAUAAAAAUUUCUUACAAAUUUUACUACAACCCGCGAAAAUCCAAAUAAUUUCCCUAAAUAAACAAAUUGGAGUAAAAAUUGAAUAAAAACCCAUAAUUUCCCAUCUCUCAAGCUUUACCAAAAAUGAUAUCGACUUCUGCUCUCAAAAACGAAUGAUUCUGCUGAUGAUCUAUGAAAAGACAUUUCUUAAACCCAAAAAAAUGAUGUACCACACGUAUCACUGUUGUUAGUAACGUAAGGUAUGUUUGAUCAAUGAAUAUGUGUACAUAACUGAUCGUCUCGACUUCAUGAACCCUCGACAAACCAAUUUUAUAAUAUAUUUUGAUUAAAAAACGACUACUAAAGAUUAAAAUAAAAUGUGCCUGUGUAUUGGUCCCAUUAAAUCGGGAAAAACAAUGCUGAUGAAGAGACUGCAGGACGGUGACCUAGAUGAAGCCUCUCAGACAGUUCCAACAAAUGGUGUCAAUCUUUUCACAGUUCGUAGCAAGGAUGGACACUUUGAUAUUGUAGUCAAGGAGAUUGGUGGCUGCAUGGCACCGAUGUGGAAAAAUUACUUCUCUAGAAUAAAAAAAAUUAUUUACGUGAUAGAUGCUAGUAAUUUGUGUCAAAUAAGUGCAGCUGGUGUUUUACUUUACUCAAUACUGGUGGAGCCCAAGCUGGAUAAUAUCAAAAUAGCUCUUGUCCUGGGGAAGAUGGACUUGAGUUACAGACAAAUGAGGAAUGAGGCUCUUCUUAUGAUUCAUUUUGCAAGACUGAAGAGAGAAGUUCAGCAGAAAAUUACUGUCAUUGAGGCCAGUGGCAUGACUGGACAGGGAGUGGAGAUCAUCAGGGACUGGAUAUUCGAUCCUGAGACACUCAAAGCUGUUGGAUCCACUGGAAAUGCUGCUGCUGCUGCCAAUGUCGAUGCUGUUUUACCACUGAAAAAAUAAAAUUAUGAAGUGAGAAAGAAAUUUUAAAAUUUUUCGUCAUUAUUGUUGAUUAAUCUCGUGAUGAUUUUCUUACGAUUUCUGAUGAUUAAAAAUAAUUGAAAUUCUGUUUUUUUCAUAAUCACUCGUUUAUAAAUUGAAUUAUUUAUUUAUUCAAAGCCCUGUUGUUUUUUCAGUUAAAUAAGUAUUUUUUCAUUAAUAUAAUAAAAAGCCAAAUGAUAAAUUCCAAUUCAAAUGAUUUAUUUAGUUAUCUUCUA
Messenger RNA from Fopius arisanus, 1932 nucleotides. Its product is annotated as ADP-ribosylation factor-like protein 16. Lineage: Eukaryota; Metazoa; Arthropoda; Insecta; Hymenoptera; Braconidae. Bases 1106 to 1678 code for a protein of 190 amino acids. The transcript has a single exon. The record is from RefSeq and is a predicted model, not a curated record. Gene Ontology annotation, molecular function: GTP binding; GTPase activity.